CAACCUGUGAAGCACGGAGGAACGCGCUUUUUGCGAGAAAAAAAAAAGGAAAAAAGAAAAAAAAAAAAAAAAACUGUGACGUGUCGAUUAAUUAUGAGUUUUAUGACACCCGGCGAGAGAUCAUCCUGACUGGUUUCUUUGGUGGUGCCGUCGUCGAUUUGAACUAGUGUUUCUUUGUCAUCGCGACGAAACCUGCUAAAUUGAGAUACCUGUGAGGAGUAAAAAUUCGGUACAGCUAUGGCAGAAGGGAAUGGGGAAAUAAAAAUGGAAGAAAAGCAGGAAAUAGAAAAUGUGGAACGGACAGAAGAUUUUAACAAACUUAUGCAAUAUGGACUGGAUGAGAAAGUGGCUGCCAAACUAGAUGACAUUUAUAAAACGGGGAAAUUAGCUCAUGUUGAUCUGGAUGAAAGAGCUCUUGAUGCUUUAAAGGAAUUUCCAGUUGACGGUGCGCUAAAUGUGCUAACUCAAUUUCUAGAGUCCAAUCUAGAACAUGUAUCUAAUAAAUCUGCAUAUCUUUGUGGUGUAAUGAAGACAUAUAGACAAAAAAGUCGUGCUGGUCAAGGUACAGGCACUAGCACGACUCCCAAGGCCCCAGAUGAGGACAAAAUUAAGAUGAUUCUGGAAAGAACAGGAUAUCCUUUGGAUGUAACUACUGGACAAAGAAAAUAUGGUGGUCCCCCACCGAAUUGGGAGGGUCCAACUCCUGGCACUGGUUGUGAGGUAUUUUGUGGCAAAAUCCCAAAAGACAUGUAUGAAGACGAGUUAAUCCCGUUGUUUGAAAAAUGCGGAAAAAUUUGGGACUUAAGACUGAUGAUGGAUCCCAUGUCAGGUUCCAACAGAGGAUACGCAUUUAUCACAUUUACAAACAGGGAAGCUGCACAGCAAGCUGUCCGAGAGCUCGAUAAUCACGAAAUAAAACCCGGCAAGAGUCUGAAAGUAAACAUUAGCGUUCCUAAUCUACGUCUUUUCGUGGGGAACAUACCAAAGUCAAAAGGCAAAGAGGAGAUCUUGGAGGAAUUUGGUAAAUUAACAGCUGGCCUGACAGAGGUGAUUAUCUACAGCUCACCGGAUGAUAAAAAGAAGAACAGAGGUUUUUGCUUUUUGGAGUAUGAAUCUCACAAAGCAGCUUCUUUAGCCAAGCGAAGAUUGAGCACGGGACGUAUCAAAGUUUGGGGAUGUGAUAUUAUUGUCGAUUGGGCCGAUCCUCAAGAAGAACCAGACGAACAAACCAUGUCCAAAGUACGUGUUCUUUACGUGCGAAAUUUAACGCAAGAUUGUUCCGAGGAGAAGUUAAAGGAAAGCUUCGAACAAUAUGGCAAAAUUGAACGAGUGAAAAAGAUCAAGGAUUACGCUUUUAUACACUUCGAGGACCGAGACAAUGCUGUUAAGGCAAUGAAUGAAUUAAACGGUAAAGAAAUGGGUGGAUCCCACAUAGAAGUUUCAUUGGCAAAACCACCAUCGGAUAAAAAGAAGAAAGAAGAAAUGCUGCGCGCUAGGGAAAGAAGAAUGAUGCAGACGUUACAGGGCAGGGGCGGUGGAUCUCCUUCUCACCCGAGCAUGAUGGGAGGACCAAUGCCGGUUCGUGGACCCGCGCAAGGACCUCGUGGCACAGGCGCAGGUAUGCGUGGACAGAUGGGACGAGGCGAUUACGAUUAUGAUUACGACUAUUACGGUUAUGGGGAUUAUCGAGGUGGCUACAGUGAUCCCUAUUACGAUGACUAUUAUCGAUACGAAGAUUACUAUUUCGAUUAUGCGCCGCCUCCGCCGCCUGCCAGAGGGAGAGGCAGGCAGCCGCAACCGGCUGGUCGUGGCCGUGGAGUAGUGCCACGUGGCCGAAUCGGUGGCCCGCAAGCCCGUGGGCCAGUCAGGGGGGGACGCAACCCCGCAGCUUCAGGGGCCCGUGGGGUCCAGCGACUGGCCGCUCGUGGGGGGGUCCGCGCCAAGGGAAGUUUACCAGCAGGUAAACGAAAAUUUGACGGGGGUCACCAGAACCAGGGGGAAUCUAAACGUCGCUUCCAGAGCAAUUGGGGAAACCAGCCCCUCGCCCAACAACCACUGGGCAACGCAUACGGAUUGGCGAGUGUGAAUGGUGGCAGUGGUGGUGGUGGCGGUGACAUAGGUUUCGGAGGCAGAGCCGGCGCGCUUGGUGUUUCUGGCGAUGAUCACGAAUGGUAUCAAGACUCCUACCAGUCGUGGAGCUAACUUCUGCAAGCCUGUGAGUGACGAAAAACAAAUACGCACGCACGAACAAAAUGCAUGAUUGAUAGAUAAAGCGAGAGAAAAGGUAAAAAAAAAAUAAAAACAAAAAAAAACAACAACAACAACAACAACAACAUCGUAAAAUUAUAAUAAAAGGGAAGGAAAAAAUCUGAAGGGGGAAAAAGGAAAGAGAGGAGAAUGGGGAGAAGGAGAGAGGAAAACACACAGAGAAAAGGGAAUAGCUAGAACGAAGGAUGAAAGAAAGAUCACACCAAUUUGUAUUAUUAUCGCUUUUAUUCUAUCCGACGUAAUUGUAAAUGUUCUUUCAUAUUAAUAUAUAAUAUGCAACAACUGUGCUCUGCGUCACCACCAUCGCUCGCUGUUGUUGUGAUUAUGUACAGUGAUGUGCCACUGAGACUAAUUAUUAUAUUGGAGUGUGACCACCCACCCACCCCGUACUAUAUUAUUAUUACUAUUAUUAUUAAGAUAUAAUAUUAAUCUAAGUACCACUACUGCAUUGUCACAUUGUUUACUGCCAAGUGAUGAAGAUCAGCGAUGUUGACAUAGGGAUUGUGAUGGCUUGUAUUAGUUAAGAAAACUCAUGGAAGCUUGCGGUUUAUUACGCGAUUAACUAGAUUUUUUAAAUCUAUGUGAAAACGAAGCGUGUGUGUCAGAAGGUAGGCUGUGGGGUGAAGUAAAUAAGUAGCGUGGCAGAAAAGAGAAAAAGAACCGAAGAGAGUUUUUAAGAACGAUAUAAUCUGUGUGUGGAGACGAGGAGAAGAGACGAAAACGAGGUUUAAAAACUUAGUAGGGAAGAGAGCGAGAAAUGUACCAGGUGCGUUAGACAAGCAGACGGCGCGGGGCGAGAAUGCGAUAUUUAGCGAGAGCAUGUGUGAGGGAUGAACGUCUGAGACGAGACACGUGUUUGUAAGAGGCGGAAGAAAAAAAAACGAGAAAGAGGUUGCUUUAAGAGGAAUGUGUCUGUGUGUGUAUGUGUGCGUAGAGCGCGCCAAGCGCGCCGCAAGACCUUCUAUUGUUGGUCUAUAAACGUGUACAGUCAGUGAAACUAUUAUUAUUAAGAGUCAGACAAAGUUUUGCGAAAGUAGCAAGUGUAAAACGUUGCAAGCCAACGGCUCUGCGGGUACAUCACCCAGAUUAGGUUUUUGAUUACGGUCACGCAAGGGUUCUUAUUGAAUAAGAAAAUGAAAAAAAAGAUUUAAAAAAAAAAAAAAUAAGGGAAAAAGAGAGUAUUGCUCACGAUCGAGGAAAAAAAAACCCACUUGUACAGUAAAUUUUUCAAUGACAGUAUAUAAUCUAAGUAGCGCAAAACAAACUCAGAUUCAAAUCGUAAUAUAUUUAUUUGUUGUGUUUCUAUUUUUUUAUAUAAUUAAGAAUUAAAAAGAUUGAUCGUUGAAAGCUAAAUAUCAAAAGAGAGAAAAACGAAUCUAUUCCUUUUUGAAAAGGGAGUAAAGGAUUAAAAAAAGUAAUUGUAUUGUUUUUUCUAAAUUUUAUGUAAAAAUGAAAUUUGUUUCUCUUUAAAAAAAAAAAAAAAAAAAUUAAUAAGAAAAGAGAGAGGUUUUUAAAAAUGACUGACUAUGAAUUUGAUAAUGAUAGUCACGGAUUGAAGUAGGAUGUAAAAUGUAAUGUUUACAAAUGCAUGAACACAUACAGCACACAUUUUGAGUGUUGACUUGUUGUUAUUGUUAGCCUGUUAGUUAAUUAGUAAGAGUUGUAAGUGCGGGCUGUAGUUGGUCCCUGUCCCUGGAGCCCAGACACCCCCUGUUCUGGAUGAUUAUUUGAAAAAGGGAAGAAAAAAAAAAAAUAAGAAAACAUAAUACACAAAUUAUUUGUAUUUUACACGCACCCCCCGAAAUAUGAAGACAAAUACAACAUAAAGAUAUAAAAAAACAAAAAAGGAAAAAAAACGUAAAAAAGGAUAUUGUAAUAAUAACGGAAUAGUUACAUAUCAGACUCCUGUUUAUUGUAACAUAUACCAAACGAGACGACACACCACAUUGUAAUAACAAUUGUAGCCCUGAAUCGGAUUUGAUACAAUAGUAGGAUCGAUUGACGGAUAAUAUUGUAUAUGUGACGAUUAUCGAGCGUGGUUCUCCACGCCGAAAAACGAUUUAUUAUUACCAUAGGCCGGCAAACCGGAAGUAUAAAAAAAAAAAAAAAAGAAGAUUG
Molecule: messenger RNA, 4386 nt
Organism: Pseudomyrmex gracilis
Lineage: Eukaryota; Metazoa; Arthropoda; Insecta; Hymenoptera; Formicidae
Gene: Syp
Product: heterogeneous nuclear ribonucleoprotein R
Exons: 12
Coding region: 238-2202 (654 amino acids)
Cellular component (GO): ribonucleoprotein complex; nucleus
Molecular function (GO): mRNA binding
Source: RefSeq, a predicted model, not a curated record